AUGCCAUUUGAUAACAACGUCAAGUACAGAUUACAAAGAAUUCAAACUCUUAACGGAGAGCAAGAAGUUAUUCUUAAACAAGUAUGGGCUUAUUUGUUGAAAGGGUUUGGUUACCCCGUCGACAUUAAUAGUCAAGAUUUACCAUACAAGCAAUGUUAUGUUGCAUCUACAUCAACCGCCAAUUUCGACGAAUCUCAAGCCAUUGCUACUGUUGGGUUAGCCAAAACCAACACCAGAGGAUCAAUCAAUUCUAGUAAAUCAUCAGCUUCAAAGAAGAAGUUGGGAUUAUUUGGCUCCAAGAAAUCUUCAAAUGCUAGUGUUUCCAAUGCUGGUGGUGCUGGCGCUUCAAAGGAUUCACCCCCUGCCAACUCAAAGAGAAUGCAUCAAAUUCAAACUCAGUCUUCUCAAGAGAGAUAUCAUCCAGUUGAUAUCCCCAGUGAGACGUAUUACGCAAUCUAUGCUCAUCAUUAUAAGGCUGCUUUUGAAUAUGCUGAUGAUUUUGAUGGUAGUUCAGCUCAACCUCAACAACAACAACAACAACAAUUGAAUGGAUUUGCUGCCAACGGAGGUAACGGUGGAUACAAUGAUGACUAUGGUUACGACAAUGGUGAUGAUGUUGAAUCAGUCAAUUCCAUGGAAACUUUUGUUACUGCUGAAACCACCUUGACUGAUUAUGAUGAUUUGCCAGCCCAUAUUUUCAACAAACAAGCCAAUGGUGGUGGAAACUAUGGUGGCAGAAUUGGUCAUCCUAACCAACACAAUAAACAUCAUCGUGGACAUCACGGUGGACACAGCAAACACAACAAACACCGUCAAGGCUCACACAGCCGUGGCCACCCCCAACAACAACAACAGCAGCAGCAAUUUGGUGGUGCCGGUGGUGGUUUUGAUGGCGGUAACCAAGUUGAUCUUUUUCAAGCCACUGUCAACAAUCCAGUUAGUGUCCAUCCCGAAACUUCCUUUUGUCAAGUUAUGGCCCAAUACAACCCCAAGGAAUUGCAUCAAGCACUCACCAAAGUGUUGCGUAAUGAUUUGGCUGACAAUUUGAUUUUGAAAUUUAUUAGAGCUAGAAAAUGGGAUACUGAUAAAGCAAUUGGUAUGAUGUUAAAGUCAUUAAACUGGAGAUUCCAUGAAUUCCCAAGUGAUGACUGGUUAAUGGAAUCGGAUGGACCAUCGUACUUGAAUGGUACCAACAAGGGUUUUAUCAAAAACUUUACCACUGAAAAAUCUUGGAUUAAAGGUAGAGAUAAAAACAACAACCCGAUUUUCAUGUUUCAAGCUAAAAAACAUUUAACUUCUGAUUCUCCAUUACCUCAGAAUCAAAGAUAUGCCGUUGUUACAAUUGAAUGGGUAAGAUUGUUUUUAAAAGAAGUUAGUGAAUCAGUUGAUACAUGCACCAUUGUGUUUGACCUUACUGGAUUUUCUUUGAAGAAUGCCGAUUACGCCACCAUCAAGUUUCUUGCUGAUGUGUUUGAAGCUCACUAUCCAGAAACUUUGGGAUUUAUUUUGAUCCAUAAUGCCCCCUGGAUCUUUUCAACCGUUUGGAACAUCAUCAAGAACUGGUUGGACCCUGUUGUUGCAUCCAAGAUCCAUUUUACUAAAGAUGCCAAGGAAUUGAGUAAAUUUAUCGAUCCUAGUUUGAUCCCUGACUAUUUGGGUGGUGAAGAUACCACAAGAGGUUAUUACCCCAUCCCUGAACCCAAGGACGAGUUCCCACCCAAGAGAAAAGAUGCCGAGUAUGCAAAGUUGAAGAGAGAGAGAGAUUUGUUGCUUGUGAGGUUUUUGGAAACUACUAGGAAAUGGAUCGAGUCGACAAAUCCACAGGUGAGUGAUAAGUAUUUGAAGGAUAAGUUGGAUUUGAAUAUUGCAUUGUCGAGUAAUUAUAUUCAAUUGGAUCCAUAUAUUAGAAACCCAGGUAUCUAUGAUAGAGAUCAUAGUUUACAAGUUGGUCAUUAG
This is a messenger RNA of Lodderomyces parapsilosis, 1956 nucleotides long. RefSeq lists its product as uncharacterized. Bases 1 to 1956 code for a protein of 651 amino acids. The transcript has a single exon. Lineage: Eukaryota; Fungi; Ascomycota; Pichiomycetes; Serinales; Debaryomycetaceae. The record is from RefSeq and is a predicted model, not a curated record.